This is a messenger RNA of Schistosoma haematobium, 10457 nucleotides long. Its product is annotated as Adenylate kinase 2, mitochondrial. The record is from RefSeq and is a predicted model, not a curated record. The transcript is spliced from 5 exons. Bases 175 to 711 code for a protein of 178 amino acids. Gene Ontology annotation, biological process: nucleobase-containing compound metabolic process. Lineage: Eukaryota; Metazoa; Platyhelminthes; Trematoda; Strigeidida; Schistosomatidae. Gene Ontology annotation, molecular function: AMP kinase activity; ATP binding. Gene Ontology annotation, cellular component: mitochondrion; cytoplasm.
CCAAUACAAGUCAUCAAAUCUCCUGUCCUUCCCAAACAGAAACCGAAACUGAAAGCUGAAACUUCAGAUAUUCAAAACAGCCAUUGUCACUAACCCCUGAAGGUCACUAAAGACGGAAAGGUGGUUAAAUCGUUCGUUUUCUACUCAUAGUCGUUUUGCAUCUCGUUCGUCCCAAUGCUUCAUGAAUUCGCUGGUUGGUAUAGAAGGUGGCGCUUCGGUGAAGGGACACGUAUUGAUUUAGUUUUAAUUGGCCCACCAGGUAGUGGAAAAGGGACUCAGGCAGUCAAAAUAGCUGAACGUUAUAAAAUCUGCCAUUUAUCUACUGGAGAUAUUCUUAGAGCCAUUAUAGCAUCAGGAUCAGAACUUGGUCAAAAAGUACAGAAAAUUACGGAAUCAGGAGGACUUGUUUCAGAUGACAUAGUUUGUGACCUAAUCGCACAAAAAAUCAAUUCUCCGGAAUGUAAAAAUGGACUUCUAUUCGACGGGUUUCCACGCACACUAGAACAAGCCAAAAAACUUGAUAACCUUCUUAGAGAUCGUCAGAUUCAUCUGUCGGCUGCCUUGGAAUUCAAGCUCGAUCCUAACAUCUUGGAAAAAAGGAUUUGUGGCAGGUUAUUCCACUUAGCUAGUGGUAGGUCAUAUCAUGAAUUGUUCAAUCCCCCGAAAGUCCCCAUGGUAGAUGACGUAAGUUACAUUUUCUUACUAAUAUAAAUGUCUACUUAUCGUGCCUAAUAGAUGGUUCUUAUGUAGAUUGUUGUGUAAGCCUUUUGAUGUAGACAAUCGAGUUAUUAUUUUAGUCUUGAUUGCACGCACUAUACGUAUAUUUCAAUGUAAUCAAAUAGAUAACGAACUAAAUUAUUCAAACUACUUUUUUGUCUACCCUGGGUUCUGUGCUUCUGAAUUCCUCAAGUUUUCUAUUUCUCUGAUUUACGUUCUUUUGAUUCGUUACUUCAAUCGUCAAUAUUUUCUAUUGCCAGUGGUACUGAUACCGUUUCUACUACUAUGGUUCACCCUAGCAAUUUCAUCCGGCUGUGCUAGUAGUGUAUGGCAACCUUAGUCAAUGCACAUACGCACCAGGUUGUGCGUUGAAAUUGACUGGUCUGAACUUUUUUUCAAGUUGUCCUCGUGAAGGUUCGUUAGCUGGUGUUAUAAUGUCUUUCGACUCCUAAUCUUUGGGCUAAUUGCAACACUGACUUAGUUUAAGGCUCUUUAGAGAUCUUUUCUCUUACUUAGGAUUUCCGCCGUCAUGUCUGCAUUGGUCUUCAUAUGGUGGCAAAGUGAACGGAUAGGUGAGAUAAUCUGACCGUUCAAAAUGCAUUGUGGUAAUAUAUAACAGUCUAUAAAACUUCAUCUUUUUGAAUUACCGAAAUAUUAUAUCUUUUGCCUUUUGUGCGUGACGAACUACCCAUUCAUUCUAUUCUAUUGUAUUCUAGUGGUCAUGUUUGAUAGUCAGAUUUCCUUUUGUAAUGUUAUUCGGGUGUGCUCGAGAUCGUUUGUACCUAACAUCAUAUGUUAGAUGGUAUUUAGGACCGCUCCUUAUCUCAUCCAAUCCUUUUACUAAGGACUAUUGUCUCCAGUCCAUGUGUUAAGAUUGGUAAAAUUAUGGAUUCUACAAGUUUUGUUUCAGUAUUCCGACUCAUACCAUUAGCUCGCCAUACUGGACUUAUUUUUAUUGUGGUAUGUUUAGCUUUUAUCAGGUUGACAUUAUUCGUGUCACUAGGGUGACCUUCGCUUCGAACUAUCGAUCCCAGGUACUUAAGAGAGUUUGCCUCCUUUAUCGUGCUAUCACCUAUGGUGACUGGUGAGUUAUUGUUUUGUGUGUUUAUAAUCAUAGUUGCCGUAUUUUCGUGAGAAAUUUUCAUACAAAGUUAACUAAGGAAGUUUUGUAGCAAACUCAAUGUUCUUGUUUCGUUAGUUAAUGUCGGAAUUAGUCAUAAAUCAUCUGAAUAUGCAAUAUAUGAUAUUUCUUAGCUCAUAUUUUGAAUUUAUCAGUCAUUUUUAGGCCUCUAGUGUUUUGUCCUUUGGGGGAGCUUAGGACAUUUAUUGUAAGACAAGAUUAAAGAGUGGUUGAUCAUCCUUACUACCUUGCUUUACACCUCUAUGAGUGACGAAAUAUGAGUUAGUUCCUCCUAAACGACGUUUCAGUUCAUCGAAAAAUCCUAUUAUGCAUUGGUUUAUGUUUAGCUGGGAACAUGUUUUAUUUAAAGUGUUUUGAAUUAGUUGUUUAGAUGGUGUCGAAUGCUUUAACUAGAUCUAAAGCUUUGGUACUAGUUCUUGGUUGGUAUCCAGGUCAUUUUGUACGAUAUAUAUCAUUGACUCAGUUGCCACCACCGUGGAAAAGUUGCUUCGUAAAUUGAAUCGCCUAGACGGUCUAUUAUGAUUGGUGAAUUUGAUUAGUUGUUCAUAUAUGAUUCCAACGAAUGUUUUUCCUAUGGUAUCUAUUAGGAAUAUACUGCAGUCGUUAUUGAGGUCUGUUUUGAUCCAGUUGUUCAUAUAGACAAUGGUUAUAUUGUCAUCUAUCAAGUAUCUUGGUUUUUUAUCUGGGUUUGACCAAAGCACGUUCAUUAUUCUUCAUUGUUUAUACUUCGGUUUUCUUCACACCAUACUUAUUCAUUUCUAUUGUUAUCCCGUUAUUACCUGAAGAAUUCUUAUAUUUUAUUUGCCGUGCUCUUUUCAUAGGUGUUUGGAGGUUCUGACCCAGCUUCAUUAUAAGUUCUGCUUUCAGUUAGGCUUACUUCAGUUCCAUUAAAGUCCUUGGUAGUGAUCGUUUGGGGUGAUAUCGAUCUUUUGGCUUUGUUUUACUGAGUGUCGAGGGUUCGGUUUAUAAAUAUGACCAGUCUAUCUCGGAGAAUGCUAUUCGUCUUGACGUAAGCGUUCUUCACGUUUAGGUAUUAGGUCUUGUAUGGUAACUUCACCUUUUUUCUGGACUCAGUUACGUUUAUUUUGAUCAGAACAACAUAUGUAAGCGAACAAUAUUGUUUUCAAUGAGAUCCUCAUCAGGCUUUAUUCCAUUAUACAGUAAUAUUUAUAUACAUAUGUGAAUUAUUAAACCAACCAAGGCAGUUUAUGAGCCAAUGAUAAAAGUGGAAUAGAUUACAUAACUGGACAUAAUAAGUAAGAAGUUUAAUAAUUUCAUAUAAUCAUAUAAAUAGUACUGUAUAUUAUAUUAAAGCCUGGUGAGGAUCUAGUUGAAAACAGUAUUGUUUGUUUAUAUGCGUUGUUCUAAUUCAUAAUAUUGGAAUUUUUAAAGUUACUUUGGUCAGUUUGAUUAAUUAGCCCUUUCUUUAGCUCUCUUGGUUUUUUAUCUCCUGUUUAAGAAGUCUAUAUACUUCCGCCAUUUUUUGUUAAUUGCUUAACCGGGGGUUUAUUUGAAGAUACCUUUUGCAACAUUAAGGAUAUUGGUUUCUGUAUGGGCUAGGUCAGAGUGUUCUUCUAGAGCUGUCUCAAGUACUUUAAUUUAUGCGUCUAGUGUUGUUUACAUUGUUUCUGAUGCUGUAUUUCGUUUUUUGUGGUAUAUAUGAUGCUUAGAGUUAUUAUGAUUCAGCAUCUUAGCCAUUGAUGUUGCAGUGAACGAAAACAUAGAUGGGGACAACCAAGGUAUUUUAAUACAAAAUUACAGAGUAUCUUGGCAAAACAUAUGAACCAUGCACUGAAUACUUCAUUUGCAAAUUUCCAUCAUUUGUCCUUCAAAUUCCGCAUAAUUCUACAAGUUCACAAUUCAUUCUCAUUUUCCCUUCCAUUCUCUUCAACUUGAUUGUCUUAGUCUUCUGCUGCCAGGUUUUCCACGUCCGGUUGGCGUCAAUACGACUUAUAUCGACAAAUAUAAGUAGCAUACACCACCACCAUAGUGGACAGCCUUGCCGGACACCACUUGAGAUUGCAAAAUCAGGUGACAGUUCGCCAUAAGCUCUGACUCAACUCUUAGUGUUCGAGUAAAGAGACUCCACAAUGUUUAUGUACUUCUAAGGUACACCUUUCAAUGACAAACUGCUACAGAACCUCUCGGUUUACAGGGUCAAAUGCUGCUUUCAAAUAAAAAAACUGGUUAUCGGACGCCUGUGUUCUAAGAUCUGACAAAUGGCGAUUAUGUGGUCGAUGCAGCCACAACCAGGUCUGAAGCCAGCCAGUUCACGAGUCUUUGUAAGGCGUCCGAUAAUUAUUGAGGCUAGUAUUUUAGAUGCCAUAUUACUCAAACUAAUCCCUAUGUAGUUGUCACAGGAUGAUUUUGACCCUUUAUAUAUUGGGACAACUAGUGAUUGUGACCGGUUAGGUGGGAUUACAUCUAACUCCCAGAUUUUAGCUAAAAUUGGACCACGAUACUUGAAGACUUCUGGAGUCGAUCCUUCUGGACCAGGUGAUCCCCUAGUUUCAACUUAGUUAUAGCUUUCUGAACUUCAAUUAGAGUCGGGGGAUCUAUCUCAAUGUUCCAUUCAGGCUGCUUGGAAAUAGUGGCUAGCUUAAGACCAGCUGAACUGCUCUUUAAAGUGUUUUGCUCAUCGUUCUAAACGUCUGGGAGCAGAUAAGGGUGUCGUCUCUUUCUGAGAUCGUCUCAUUUAAACUUCACUUUUUAAUUCCAGUAUCUUGUCCUAGUCUGAAAAGCUGUCUGGCGUUACCUAAAACUGCUGCCUUUUUCGUCCUUUUCUUUCGUUGCCCACUGCUACUCACAGCCGUUCCUUAGACUUUUGGUUAACUUAGAUUUGACUUCUUUACGCUCUUCAUCAUGUUCAGAGCCUGAUAGAGUGAGUUUAUGAGAAUCUAUCAGUGCAAUAAACUGAGUAGAAAUCCAUUGGUUUUUCGUAAUCCUUUGGUUCAAAUCACUACUAAAUGUCACUGCUGUUUCCACAGGUGUUUGUAUAUCUUUCCAAGCAACAUCUGGGUCAGCCUCGUUUUCAGAACUGCCUAAGUGUUACCUCAGUUGUUCCCGGAAUCUGCUGUCGGCUUCCUUGUCACUGAGUUAAAGUCUAAUGAGUCUUCUUAAUGUGGCAUUCCUGCGUCCAGAGAGGCGCAAGCAAAUGCGUGCUCGCUAUGUUAGACAAUGUCUCUUCUUAUGGUUAAAAUUAGUAUUUGUUAGAAAUAAAUGGUUGCCUGAACAUAGUUGCAACGGACAGUCACCAUUAACCGUUCUUUGAGCCAAAACAGCAAGGCAUCCACUUAAAUGUCUUUCUGUUUGUUUUAAGCUACCUGGGUAUUAAAGUCACCUGCUGUGAGUAUUAUGUUUGAGCGUUUAGCUUUAUGAAGAAGUUCAGAAAGAUUUCUGUAAAAGUCAUCUUUCACUGCAUCCGGGCUCCAGUCAGUAGGAGCAUAGGUAGAAAUGACGAGAAGGCAACGAUGUGUGUCAAUAUUUUUCCGAGUUCCUACAGAGACGUUUAUCCAAACAGCACAUAGACAACUCUUAACGGGGAUCCAUUCCAAUAAUGCUUGUUCUGCCCUCGUACUUAGUGCUAUACCUACACUCGCCCGUCCACGAGGACUAGCCAUCGGGUCGCCAGGUACACGGAGGGUGUAUCUCACCGGCUCCCGGUUUUUGCGAAGUGAGGUCAAGUGUUUCGGAGACACAGCAUGCAUCAAUGGUGCAAGACUCUAGGGUUUUAGCCAAGGAGGCUUGCUGGCUGAUUUGACAUAGGUUGCGUACGUUGAAGACUCCAAUGUUUAGUUUGGAGCGAGGUUUGAGUAAACCCGGGACAGUGUUUCGUGCACUAUAAUCGUUGGCCAUAGUGAAACUUGAGGAGGAAGUGUUGAGUUGAGUCGACAUAGGAGGAAUAAUAGGAAUUGAAAAGGGAGAUUACAGCAAUCUUGAAUGCCGUCAGAGGUAUGAGGGCGGUUAUUACUUCCCGGUCGCUCACAUCGUGGAAGGGUUUUCCUGGAGGUGCCUGAUAAGGAAAUAGGGUUAGUAGUGGUCUUAGUGACCUGAGAGCGCGACCGUAGUACCCAAGGGACAACUGCUUGAGGUCAGUCACACAUGACCUUUUUGUGAGUAAUUUUCGUGUUAGCUCUGUACUUGUUGAGGCCUUACCACCGGAGACGGAUAUCCAUGGGAUAAGACGAAGUGUGCAUUUUUAGGGUCGACCUUUACUACAGGAAAGUGCAAUUUUUCCCCCAAGGCAAUUUCUUACUCUUCAUCGUAUGUAAAGAUCUUCAUGAAUCCGGAUAAGAUUACACAAAGGUAUGCUGGACUGUUUUUUUGUCAGUGUUAUAAACAACUUACACUAACAUUAAAUUGUUAAUAAAAGUAUAUUGGUUUUUUCGAAUAUGGAUUUAUUCAUCAUUGAGUUUUGUUAUUGGGCUGAACAUUGAAAACUUGUUAGCACAUUCAGAUAAGACCAAGAAGUUAAUGCUCCAUAAAAAUAAUUCAUUUUAUUCUAAUCUAUAAUUUUGAUUUUUUCUUAAAAUUUUCGAGACCUAUUUUGAUAAUAGUAAUCAGGAUAUUUUCAUUGUUUUACUGGAGCAGUACACGCUUUAAGAUGGAAAUGAAAUACUUAACAAAAUAUCUACUCAAUUAAUUACCUAAUUGUGCGCCUUAGUUCUUUCUUUUUUUUCUUAACGAUCGAAAUAAUUUUUGCUGCUUGAUAUCAUUUGUAGAUUACUGGUGAUCGUCUCGUCCAUCGCUCCGAUGACAAACCUGAAGCUUUGAAAAAGCGCUUGUAUGAGUAUGAGAAAAAUGCAACACCUAUUUUACAUUUCUAUGAAUCUCAAAAUAAACUACUUCGAAUAAACGCAAACAAAGAUGUUAAUCAGGUGUUCAGUGAUAUUCAGGAACUUAUUCGUGUGAAAUUAGCAGAGGGACGAUAGGUGUAUAAAAUGUUCUUAGUGAUCUUAUUUUAGUGUUUAAAUUAAAAGACUACUUUGAACAAUAUCUACCACUAUACUUUCCUGGGUUUUUAUUGAUGGAUAGUUUCCCUAAAAACAAUAACCAAAUUAUGUGUAGUUUUGCUUUCUCGAGAUUAAUUUUGUGUAUUGCAUAAUAAAGACCUCCAAUUAUCAUAUACCGUAUUUUCAAUCAAAUUUUUAGGUUUUCGUCUGCUUCAACCCUUCACAUUAUUAGUUCAAAAAGAAUUAAACGUUCUGCUUUCUCAGGACGUUACGUUUGUAAUUACUUUACUCAUUUCUUGAGGUUUAUGGUAGUUCCUAGUAAUUCUAAGUAAAGUUCUCCAUAUUGCAUAAAAUAAUUCUUUAUUGCUAUUAUGUUUGUAGUUACUGAUCUUGAAAGUAUCAUCAGCCUUGGUGAGAUUUAAUACCACUUCGUACCCUUUGUUUCUCGAGAGUUGCUAUUUAUCGUGUACUGAUAUAGUAUGGAAACUUAGAUUGAAACAUUUGUGACAAGGCCCUGUACUGAUUAUAUCCGACUGUGUUAUAAUUUAUUUGUAUUGGUUAUUUGAGUCUUCCCGUACAUUUUCAGGACUGAAAUUGAUCAGUCUUUUUUUGGUAUAUGUGCAUCCUGUGCGGAUUGCCUCGAUAUUCCUAUCAAGUCACAAGCGCUGAUUUUCCCAUUUUUAACCAAUCAACUCUAGUGGAUGGGCUGAAAAGACUCGAAUAUUCUUGUGUUAAGUUUAUUUACACACUGACGUCUGGUUACUUAACUGAACUUGCUGUUUUGCUUUAGAACAAAUUUAUGCUCUGUCCACGUUUUGUUUUGAUUUGGGGACCAGUCAAGUGGAGUUUCCGAGAAUAUUAGGCCGAAAGAGGAGGCCUAACAGUUAUCUACGUAUAAAAUGUCGGUAUUAAGAAAUGUGAGAGCUGGCGAUAUACGAUUUGAAAUGACAACUUAUGUAGUAAAAAUUUUGUGACAGUAAAUUAUACAGUGUAAACACCUAGUCAUGGGAUUUAAAUACGUUUCUUACGAUAUUUUGUGUCAGUGACAAUCAUUCAGUUUAAGUAUUCUAAUUUUUUUAUUGGAAUAUAAUCAACGAAAUUUAUUCCUAUUGAUUACACGGGGUCGACAUCAAAUAGCUUCAUCUGCAAAAACUAGCGUUCUCAUUCUAAUUGCCGGGGAAAGGAAGAAAGAUAAAAUAGUUUCGUUCAUUGUAUUAAAGUCAAAUUAGAACUAAAUUACUAGUACGGUGCACGAACUUAUAAGUGAGUUACCCUAAGCAAGGCUACUAUUUUGAUUGGUGGCUCGUUUAUUGUGACCACCCAGUCGAGGUACAGUGGUUGGAAUCUUAGUUCCUUAGUGUUCUACCAUACUAGGCUGUAGAUAGCAAUAAGGCUUUAAAAAAAUCUGAGGGUGAAAGUAAUACCAUCUGUUCUGCGAUGUAAUGGGAGUAAAGUGUCCCAUGGAAUCCUGCCUUGUCACAACAAAACGAAGGGUUUUAUUCGAAAAAUAGCGCACCUCGUCUCACGGACUCCCAUCGCUAGCGAUAAGGCUUAACAAACGUACAAAUCUAACUCAGUCAGAACUACUAGCAAGAUGGUCUUGUGUGACCGGUCUCAAGCAGUCCCUUUGGCCUAGUGUUAACACUCAAUGACCAUCAAGACUACGAAUAACCCAGUUCAAUUUUCUGAUAACUCACAAAGAAAUAUCCUUCCACAGUGUGAGAAACCCUUUGUGGCCCUCUGAUCUAACUCCAAUUCGAUCGAACAAAAUGAAUAUGCCAUGUAUAUUAACGUUCCAUCCUAAUUCAAUAUAUUACUCCUGGGCUAACCAUGUUUGUGAAACGGCGGUGUUAAGUUGGAUGAAUUUAUUUCAAACAGAUAUUAAAAAUGAGAAAUGCAGAGAAGGUAAGUCUGACGAUUCUCUUUGACCAAAUGUGACUCAAUAUUUAUAGCCAGAAAAAAAGCUAGAGAUGUGAUGAACAGGGUAAGCAAUACACACAUACCCUCAUACAAAAAACAGUAAAGUUUAAUAAGCGAAUAAUCGACAAGGUCAAAAUGCAACUCAAGAAGAAUAAAUAAAUUGAUCUCUCCGGAAGCUAAAAUAAUCCAUGUAAGCUUAAAAUAGUACUAAACAUUACAAACCUUUGACCGAACUCGAGUAAUCAAUACUCUGCAUUACCUUCUCCAAUGUUAGUUCCGAGCAAAAGUUCUAAUCUCGACUAAUUUUGAUGUUUUCUGAACUCAAGCUCAAGAGAACGAUUUUAUUCUUAAAAAAUGUUCGAUACAUACAACAAAAUUAUGCAUCGGAAAAUAUACCAUAAGAUAUGUUUAUAGUCAAGGUGUUAUAUCGAGUCGUUGCCGAUUGUUAUGACUGGUGGUCAACUGUUAUAACUGCGUCACCAAUUGUUAUGUCGGAAUCGCCUAUCACUUAUACUUGUAAAACAAGGAGCCAUUGCGAUUCCCACGACUCGGAAGAAAGAACACAAAGACUAGUACAAAUAAAGAUUUAUUAACCCCAAAACACGACAACGAUGACCCUAGUCGAAAAUACACUCAUAGAUUGAUUGUAAACCUAUUUUGAUUGUUAAUUAGGAUGAAAUUACAUACAUAAAAAAUACAGUUAUCCUGAGUGUCAUGCUGAGCACAAUUCAUGUUGAUUUAAUACAAGAAUAUCGUAUCUCGAACAAAAAUUACAAUGAGUAAAAGAACGUAAUUUCGCUUUUUAAUUCCAACAUUUCACCAGGCCAAUUUAUUAUUUUAGUCACGUUGACUCGUACUUUUUGUCUACUUAGUUGUAUAUUUAAUCUAAAAUGUAAUAGUACAAGCUAUCUCACGACAUGUCGUACAUUAUGUUCGCAACCUAUUAAACGUUACUUUAGAGAUCUGAACAAAUUACAGCUCUACCUUUUAAAAAAUGUAAAUUAUUUUAAUAGCUAAAUUACAGUAGGUCGAUAUCCUAAACACUCAAGAUCAUAUCUUCUGGGAAUCGGUAUAUAAGUGUAAUCAUCAAUAAGUGAUUAGACUACAGUUACUUCCACCUUUCAAAAAUCGUCUUUUGGGCUUGUACUUCCCAUUGUUGAUACUUAUGUCUGUAGACAUAAGUAGCAUAGACCACAAAUGUAUAUAGUUGGAAUUUUUUAUGGCCAUCAUAUACGAUAGAAGUCGUUAGUUUUGUGUAUAAAGUUACUUUGAUAUAUGGAAUAUGUCAAAUGAUAUUUUAUGAAGCUGUUGGAUAAUAAUAAUCUGCAGAUUGUUGAAUGUGUUGUAUCUAAUCAUCUAUUGGCUGUAAACUGUGUUAAUAUGACGCGUUUUACAAGUCAGGUCUCUAAUGCCACCGUUCUUUCCCUCUUCCUGUACUAAAUGUUUAUUUUAUUGUAAUUUUUAGCUUGGUUGACGUAUAUUGUCGUGAUGGAGGUAAUAUUGGGGGAAGUGCAACGCUUGUGUCUAGUUUAUAGAUUAUCUUUUGUAUAAUUGUACUUCUAUGUUUUCCUUGUUAUAUACUCAAAAAGAAGUGAUCUUCAAGUUCAUUUUGAAUUGUUUCAGAAUAUAUUGGAAGUUUCUCAAUUAAUUUUUAUAAAAAAAACAUGUGCGCCUUCCAUCUGUAUAAUACCAUCGAUAUUUGUCUUUAGAAUAUACUAUAUGCACUG